AUGCCUAAGGAUGGGGAUAUCUUGCAAGAAGCUACUCCAAUACAAUUUCCUACAUUGGCAAGGAAGACCAAGAAGCAAGUUGAGUUAGACCCCAAAAUGGUGGAGAUGUUCAAGAAAGUUGAGGUAAUCAUCCCUCUCUUUGAUGUUAUCUUCCAAGUGCCUAAAUAUGCAAAGUUUCUAAAGGACUUAUGUAUGCACAAGGAGAAAAUUUGUGAAUUAGAAACUAUACCAUUGGGGAGCUCAAUUUCUGCUUUAAUGGAUGGUGUACCGGAAAAGUGUGGUGACCCUGGCCCUUGCUUAGUAACUUGCAUCAUAGAUGGAGUCCAAUUUGUUGAUUGUCCUAAAGCUUUCAUCAUUGAAACGGUCGGCCGCCAGUUUGUUUUGGCGGACAAAAGCAUAAUCUUCGUGGUUGGUAUAGCGGAGGAUGUCCUAGUGAAUAUAAAGGGUUUGGUCUUUCCUAUUGAUUUCCAUAUUCUCAAGAUGCCCCCUAGUGACUCUGGUAGAACAUCAUCUAUUUUGCUUGGGAGGCCAUUCUUAAAGACCUCCCGGUUCAAAUUGGAUGCGUUUUCGGGCACUUAUUCGUUUGAGAUCAAUGGAAGAGAAGUGAGCUUUAAUCUUGAUGAAGCCAUGAGGCAUCCACCGGUGGAUCACUCUAUCUUCCGGUGUGAUUUGAUUGAUAAUGUUGUAGCCGAAGUCCAACAAGAUGGCUUUGAUGGAAAGAGUAUGAAUCAAGACCCAAGUGUGGAGAGUUCCCAUGUAUGUGAAGAAGAUGCUUUAUCACCUCCGAUGAUACCGGAAGACAAAGUGCCAAGACAUGAACAAAAUUCAGAUUUGAAGCCACUCCCAACCCACCUAAAAUAUGCCUUUCUUGAGGAGAACCAAAAGUUCCCGGUAAUAAUUGCAAGGGAGCUCACCUCCCACCAAGAGGAGAAGUUGCUAAAUGUCUUGAGCAGGAAUAAGAAGGUCAUUGGGUAG
Arachis stenosperma is the source of this 975-nucleotide messenger RNA. RefSeq lists its product as uncharacterized. The transcript has 2 exons. NCBI's taxonomy places the organism in Eukaryota, Viridiplantae, Streptophyta, Magnoliopsida, Fabales, Fabaceae. The coding region runs from base 1 to 975 and encodes 324 amino acids. The record is from RefSeq and is a predicted model, not a curated record.